UUGUGGAGUUUCCUUUGUGAGCCUACAUCUUCAGAGAUGGCCCGAUCAAAGAGUUUGGUGAUGGGUGAGCAGAUUGGGCCUCCAUCCAGACCUUCUUCUCCUAGCCCUCAAGAACGUGUGGUGAAAUGUGGCUGGCUAAAGAAACAGAGGAGCAUUAUGAAGAACUGGCAGCAGCGGUGGUUUGUGCUGCGUGGAAACCAACUCUUCUAUUAUAAAGACGAAGAGGAAACUAAACCUCAGGGUCUCAUUCUGCUGCAAGGAAAUCAGGUGAAUGAGCUGCCACUUAAUCCUGACGAGCCCGGAAAACAUCUAUUUGAAAUUGCCCCAGCCCAUGCGAUAGCACAAUGGGGAAGGAACAGCGAGGCUGAUAACAUGCUUCUCCAGUGUCCGAAUAGAAAUCUAAUUGGUGGUGCAGGAGACCGGGAAAAGAUGCCUGUCAAUCAUGAAGCUUUCCUGCUCAUGGCUAAUUCCCAGAAUGAAAUGGAAGAUUGGGUGAAAGCCAUCCGACGGGUUAUAUGGGCUCCUUUUGGUGGAGGGAUCUUUGGACAGCGAUUGGAGGACACUGUGCAGUACGAGAGGAAGUAUGGCCAGCGGUUAGCCCCACUGCUGGUGGAACAGUGUGUGGAUUUUAUUCGGGAGCGAGGACUUACAGAGGAGGGACUCUUUCGGAUGCCUGGGCAAGCCAACCUUGUCAAAGAUUUGCAAGAUUCUUUUGACUGUGGAGAGAAGCCACUCUUUGACAGCAACACGGAUGUUCACACUGUGGCGUCCCUCCUGAAGCUUUACCUCCGAGAGCUGCCAGAGCCUGUCAUCCCCUUUGCCAAAUACGAAGACUUUCUUUCUUGUGGACAGCUACUCUCAAAAGAUGAGGGAGAGGGUACUCAGGAACUGGUUAAACAGGUAAAGAAUUUGCCCCAAGCCAACUACAAUCUCCUGAAGUACAUAUGCAAGUUCCUUGAUGAAGUUCAGGCUCACUCCAGCGUUAACAAGAUGAGUGUUCAGAACCUAGCUACAGUGUUUGGACCAAAUAUAUUACGACCCAAAAUGGAAGAUCCAGUGACCAUGAUGGAAGGCACCUCACUGGUUCAGCACCUGAUGACGGUGCUGAUAAGUGAACAGGGGAGAAUCUUUGCUGUCCCUCAGGCAGAUGUGCCAGGGAGCCAACUGGAAAUCAGACCCGUGCGUCCACGCAACACUGUGGAGUGGAUCUCUGAGGAGGAUGGAGAGGACAGCAGGUCAGAAAGCAAUUUUCCCAGCCCUGCUGAUCUGCCUUCUGACAAUGCUGUGGCACUGGAGACCACGCCUGGACCUGUAUUGAAAAACGCCCCUCCAGAGCACAGCAGCAAGUUGGCUCAGCCUGCCACCAGCCCCAGCAAAAGAGUGCAGACGCUGCCUCCGUGGAAAUACUCCUUCCGCCAGCAGGGAUCACGAUCUGUGAGCCCAAAGCUGGGCAGCUCAUCCCUAGAUAUCCCCAACCUCUCCUCCAGUGGAAACUGGCUGAUGAAUGGACUGUACUCUCUCCGAGGCCACCGCCGGACAGCCUCUGGGGAACGAGUUAAAGACUCUUGUUCUUCUCAGAGACUUUCUACUUAUGACAAUGUCCCUUCGUCCAGCCUCUCCCUCAGCACACACAGUAUGGGCAGCACCACGUGGUCUACGUCAUCGUGUGAGAUCUCUGUGGUGGACUCAGUCAGCAGCUGCCCAGCCUGUCGGGCCAGUGACUCCUCGGUUUUAAGCUCUCUCCAAACUGAGUGGAUGACUCAGGGCUCACUGUCUCAGAGUGAGAUCAAGACUGCAGAUCUGGAGAACAGCAUCGACAGGUUAGAAGCCUGCAGCAGCAGCAGUGAGCAGAGCAACCUAGCUCCAGCUUCCAGAGACUCUGUCAGAUGCUCUAGGGCCUUACAGAGCUUGGUGGUAGAGCUAAAGACAGAACUGAGCAAACAGAGGACUGAGUACGAGACCAGUAUCAAAAGAAUUGAAGAAGCAAGUGCAGACCUGAGGAAGCAAGUGGUUAGGCUAGAAGAAGAACUGGACCAAGAACGAAAGAAAUACACAAUGCUGGAGAUAAAACUGAGGAAUUCUGAACGUGCUCGGGAAGAUGCAGAGAAGAGGAAUCACCUCCUGCAGAAGGAAAUGGAAGAGUUUUUUUCAACAUUAGGAUGUUUAACUGGUGGGAGUCAAAGUGCUAAAGUCUCCAAAUAGAACAACCUGAUGUACAUCACAGAAAAUUAUUUCUGGCAAAACCAGUGAAAGAAAUGCACAUUUUGUUAAGUUAUACUCAUGUAUCAUGAGUAAUUCUGCAGUGAUUGUGCUCUCAGUGACAUGUGCCCUGUUGUCUUUUCAUGUUCUGUAGUAUUUGGGCCAGCUGGGAAUAGACUGCUGAACAUAAUGUUUGAACGUUUAGAUUUCAGAUUGCCAAGAAAGAGAGGACACACUUUCUACCCACAGGUCAAAAGGUUCUGGUCUCCAUUGCUGUACUUGUUCCAUCUUUGGAUUCCCUGCACCCUCCUUUUGCUGGUUCACGGACAAUGGAAAGGCAUGGAAGGUGGGUGAGACCCGGGAGGACUGCAGUUCUAGAAUGUCACCACAUUCAUUGUGGCUUAGCAUAUGGAUUGAAUACGAGGUUUUUUCCUCCCUACUCUCUACAUAAAGCUUGUUCAGAUAUCUCAUUGCUGAAAGUGGCAUUAUUUCAUCAAGAUGCUUUGAAAACAAUGUCUGCUGAACAGCUGAAAAUACUGGAAAUUUUGACACUUUCACUACGUUAUCCCUUUGGUACCAAACAGUUCCACUGCCUCACAAAAAUAUGACUUAUUAAAGUGUACCUGUUUAACAAUCAGAUUGGCCACAGAAACUCACUGGAACUUUAAAUAUGCGUGCUUUGCCCUAGGUAACUUAUUUUUACUUUGAGCUAAAAAUAGAGCAGCAUCAGCUGCAAGAAAAAAGAAAUCUCCUGUGAGUUGAUACGUAGUGGUCAGACAUCAAGGUAAGAAAAGGAAAAUUCUUCUUGUAAUCAAAACAAGUCCAACUGAUGUCAGUAUUUUAACUUGAAUAGCAAAACUACUGUAAGAGAAAUUAAUGCAGUUAGUGUUGAAGAAGGGAAUGGGUGGGAUCUAUCUUUAACUGUCACAGAACAGCAGUUGAUUUUUUUGUUUGCAAGAAAGUUUAUGGGGAAAAGGAGAACUGCAAACAAUCCAGUAGCUUAAGUUCACUACUUCUACAAAAAGAACAUACGCUGUUAGAAUGAAGUUGUAAUUCCAGGACUGUCACGACUCACUUCCCUUCAAGGGACCGACUGACUUACUGGGGAAGUUCUGCACAACAUUUGGAGGACCCCGAGUCAUACAGAAUCUGCACACAAACCGCUGUUUCACCAGAUCCAUCUCGAGGUGGUUUGCCAGCCCCUGCACUCCAUCGUUUGCCCUCUUUCGGCAGAAAUCUUUGACAGCUGAUGCAGCUUGGGAGUCUCAAAGGAGAAUGAUUUUAACAGAAAAAUGCCAUGACCACGUGAACUGACUAGGAACUGGUAUAGACUGCAGUGAAGGUGCUCGCUUCAUUUAACUACUUAAAAAGAAGAAUGACCUUGCUUUUUUUUUCUUGGUAGAAAAGAAUAUAACUCAUUAUCUGGCAGUAACCUUGGGACGGUCUUUUUGCAGUACCAGCAGAUGCACACUGAUGUUCUCCUUAUCUCACUGACUGAACAGAAGUUGUUUCUGCCUCACUGUAGGGAUUCUCCUUCCCACAGAAAUGUAAACCAUUUAAAGCGAGCAAAAAGAAACAUAUAGCCUCAUAUUUCCUGGUUACGGCAAGUCAAGCAAAGCAGUGAAAUACAACUAAGCUGUUUGGGUAUUUCAGAACAGUUUCCAAGCGUGCCCAGCUGCACUGGAUUCUUUACUACCCCUAUGGU
Lagopus leucura (white-tailed ptarmigan) is the source of this 3904-nucleotide messenger RNA. It is a transcript of the gene ARHGAP22, whose product is annotated as Rho GTPase activating protein 22. NCBI's taxonomy places the organism in Eukaryota, Metazoa, Chordata, Aves, Galliformes, Phasianidae. The record is from RefSeq and is a predicted model, not a curated record. Gene Ontology annotation, molecular function: GTPase activator activity. Gene Ontology annotation, biological process: activation of GTPase activity; signal transduction. Bases 37 to 2202 code for a protein of 721 amino acids. The transcript is spliced from 11 exons. Gene Ontology annotation, cellular component: focal adhesion.